Aspergillus nidulans FGSC A4 is the source of this 1509-nucleotide messenger RNA. RefSeq names its product NAD-dependent succinate-semialdehyde dehydrogenase. Bases 1 to 1509 code for a protein of 502 amino acids. Lineage: Eukaryota; Fungi; Ascomycota; Eurotiomycetes; Eurotiales; Aspergillaceae. The record is from RefSeq and is a predicted model, not a curated record. The transcript has 2 exons. Gene Ontology annotation, molecular function: oxidoreductase activity.
AUGAAGCCUCCCUACUACAUGGAAACUGGGUGCAAGCGAAAUCCGGGGAGCGAUUCGACGUUGAAGGUGCGCUGGACCUUGUACACAAGACUACUCCAGUCGGCUAACCAGGGCUUGGGUAUAGACCCUGGCUCGGGGCAGGUCUUUGCCUCAUGCCCGACCAACACGGUCGCCGAUGUGGAUGCCUAUGUCUCCUCUGCGCACCGAUCAUUCCUCUCUUAUCGGGAGACUAACCCACGCGCACGGGCAAAGAUGCUUCUGAACUGGCAUAACCUCAUCGCCCAGUCCAAGAACGACAUCGCAAAGCUUGUCGUGUAUGAAACAGGUAAGCCCAUGGCUGAGGCCGUUGGUGAGGUUGACUAUGCUCUUGGCUUUGCGUGGUGGUUCGCGGGCGAAGCAGAGCGCGUUCGCGGAUCCAUUGCACAGCCGUCUAUCUCAGAGCGACGCACUUUCGUGAUCAAACAGCCGAUUGGGGUCUGCAUCGCGCUUGUGCCGUGGAACUUUCCAGUGGCCAUGAUCAUCCGCAAAGCAGCAGCGGCAUUGGCGGCGGGUUGUACCGUCGUGAUCAAACCGUCCCCGGAGACGCCACUCAGUGUGCUGGCGUUGGCAGAUUUGGCGCUGCAGGCCGGCUUUGGCCCCGGAGUGAUCAAUGUUCUGACCACAGACAAUUUGAAUACUCCGGACGUUAGUGAGGCACUCUGCAAGCAUCCCCUUGUGCGCAAGGUGACGUUCACUGGAAGCACGGCUGUGGGACAGCUGAUUGCAAGGCAUUGCAGCGAGGGGCUGAAGAAGGUGACGCUAGAGCUCGGCGGAAACUGUCCGUUUAUUAUCUUUGACGACGGGGAUCUGGAGCAGGCAUUAGCUGCUUUGAUGAUUCUUAAAUGGCGCACUGCCGGGCAGGCUUGCACCCAUGCAAAUCGCGUGUAUGUGCAGAGUGGUGUCUACGACACGUUCUUGCGCAUGAUUGUCAAUGCUACAAAACAGCUCAAAGUCGGCCAUGGGGCAAGCCCCGGGACUACCAUGGGACCCCUGACAACGAGUCGUGGGAUCGAGAAGCUCGAGCGGCAUGUUGCAGAUGCUCUUGCAAAGGGGGCCCGACUAGAGCUUGGGGGGCAUCGACUGCAGUUGGAGGGCAACUACUUCCAGCCUACGAUCAUCUCUGGGAUGUCGGCCUAUAUGUUGACAACCCAGGAGGAAAUAUUCGGGCCCCUCCUUGGUCUGUACCGGUUUGAAACUGAAGAGGAGGCUGUCCGCAUGGCAAACGAUACGAGCAUGGGGCUUGCCUCGUACUUUUUCACCAGGGAUGUUAGUCGGACGUGGCGACUGCUAGAGAAUCUGGAAGCGGGCAUGAUCGGAAUGAACACUGGCAAUUCGUCAGCGGCGGAGUCACCGUUUGGUGGCAUCAAAGCGUCAGGAUACGGCAAAGAAGCCGGCAAAGAUGUGGCUAUUGAAGAGUAUCUCAUUGCCAAAACAGGAACAUUGACAGUUGGAGCUGUCUCCAAGCUCUAG